Molecule: messenger RNA, 345 nt
Organism: Rhodotorula graminis WP1
Lineage: Eukaryota; Fungi; Basidiomycota; Microbotryomycetes; Sporidiobolales; Sporidiobolaceae
Product: 40S ribosomal protein S20
Exons: 3
Biological process (GO): translation
Cellular component (GO): ribosome; cytosolic small ribosomal subunit
Molecular function (GO): structural constituent of ribosome
Source: RefSeq, a predicted model, not a curated record
GACAAGGAGUUCGACUCCGCCGCUCCUGCCGCCAAGACCCACCGCAUCCGCAUCACCCUGACCUCGCGCAACGUCAAGGCCCUCGAGAAGGUCUGCUCGGACCUCGUCAACCGCUCGAAGGACAAGGACCUCCGCGUCAAGGGCCCGGUCCGUCUCCCGACCAAGCGCCUCCAUAUCGUCACCCGCAAGACGCCUUGCGGUGAGGGCUCCAAGACCUGGGACCACCUCGAGAUGAAGAUCCACAAGCGUCUCAUCGACCUCGACUCGCCGGCCGAGGUUGUCAAGCAGAUCACCUCGAUGUCGAUCGAGUCGGGCGUCGAGGCCGAGGUCACCAUCCAGGCCUAA